Phyllostomus discolor (pale spear-nosed bat) is the source of this 1458-nucleotide messenger RNA. RefSeq names its product olfactory receptor 7D4-like. Bases 20 to 952 code for a protein of 310 amino acids. The record is from RefSeq and is a predicted model, not a curated record. NCBI's taxonomy places the organism in Eukaryota, Metazoa, Chordata, Mammalia, Chiroptera, Phyllostomidae. Gene Ontology annotation, molecular function: G protein-coupled receptor activity; olfactory receptor activity. Gene Ontology annotation, cellular component: membrane. The transcript has a single exon. Gene Ontology annotation, biological process: G protein-coupled receptor signaling pathway.
UAGAUGAUGUGUCAGCAACAUGGAAACAGGAAAUCAAACAAGACUGUCAUAUUUUAUACUUCUGGGAUUUUCCCAAGACUCAGAAAAUCAACCCAUCCUAUUCUGUCUGUUCCUGUCCAUGUACCUGAUCACUGUGUUGGGAAACCUGCUCAUCAUCCUGGCCAUCACCUGUGACUCCCACCUCCACACACCCAUGUACUUCUUCCUCUACAACCUGUCCUUGGCUGACAUCUGUUUCACAUCCACCACCAUUCCAAAGAUGCUGGUGAACAUCCAGACACAGAGCAAAGCCAUCACCUAUGCAGGCUGCAUCACUCAGAUGUGGAUUUUUAUGGUGUUUGGAGGUAUGGACACUCUUCUCCUAACGGUGAUGGCUUAUGACCGGUUUGUGGCCAUUUGUCACCCCUUACAGUACACACUAAUCAUGAACCGCUGCCUCUGUGGCCUGCUGGUUCUCAUGUCCUGGUUCAUCAGCAUAACAUACUCCCUGACCCAGAGUCUGUUGACAUUGCGGCUGUCUUUCUGUACCAACUGGGAGAUUUCACACUUUUACUGUGAGCUUGCUCAGGUCCUCACCAUAGCCUGCUCAGACACACUCAUCAAUCACAUAGUGUUCUAUAUGGUAACUGGUUUUCUUGGCAUUGUUCCCUUCUCAGGGAUUCUUUGCUCCUAUAUUCAAAUCGUUUCCUCAAUCCUGAGAAUCCCAUCAGGACAUGGGAAAUAUAAAGCCUUUUCUACCUGUGGGUCUCACCUGUCCACAGUUUCUUUAUUCUAUGGGACAGGCCUUGGUGUGUAUCUCAGAUCUGAUGCACCCUCCUGGAGGGGCAUGAUUGCCUCAGUGAUGUACACUGUGGUCACCCCAAUGCUGAACCCCUUCAUCUACAGCCUGCGGAACAGGGACAUCAAGAGGGCUCUACAGAAAGUUCUUGGUAGAAAGCUCUAUGUUCCAUAAGGUGAACACUCAUCCUGGGAUUCUAAGCUGACAGGGGUAGGAGCAGUUGGCUAAAGAAAUCCCACCUCUUCAUCACAUUGAAUUUUGCUUGUCAUCCAUUCUCUGUAAGUGAUUUUGGUUAUGAUGGCUUUUUAAGGACUUUGUCUUAACCUCUUAUGGUGACACCUCUUUUAUUCUCAUUUCUACUCUCCUCGUACCCUCUUUUUAUUAUGUAUUACUGCACCUCAUCUUUCAUUUCUACUUGUGAAGUUGGAAAACAGCCACUUCAGGAGCCAAUGGGAAGACUUGAAUAAGAAUUAGGACAUAGUGAAAUUUAUUGAGAAUCAUUGCUAAUUCUUACCAAAGUCACUCAUUCAAUAGUAUUAAUUGAGACUUUCUGAUGUUCCAUGCUGUUCUUGGUGUCUGGAAUACAGCUGUGAAGAACAGAACAAACAAACAAAAACAUUGUACUUAUAGAGUUUAUUAGGCAAUCUCAGAUUUUAUCAUAUCUCAUUAUAUGUCCAACA